Anopheles coluzzii is the source of this 5836-nucleotide messenger RNA. It is a transcript of the gene Pgant9, whose product is annotated as putative polypeptide N-acetylgalactosaminyltransferase 9. The record is from RefSeq and is a predicted model, not a curated record. NCBI's taxonomy places the organism in Eukaryota, Metazoa, Arthropoda, Insecta, Diptera, Culicidae. The transcript has 12 exons. Bases 1001 to 3121 code for a protein of 706 amino acids. Gene Ontology annotation, cellular component: Golgi apparatus.
GCUGCUCGCACGAAGUUCUCUCUCAUCACUCGAAGCGAACGGACGUGCACAGUGCGUGCGUGCGGUGUCGUUGCUGCGUCCGCGCUUACAACGCUUGCUCUUGGGUUUUUUCGGGUGUUAAAUUCUACGUUACGCAAAGGAAGCAAACCAUCAGAGCGUGUGUGUGUGCCGAGAGGUGACAGAUAACGUGUGACAAGUGGCCAAGCAGGUAGCGGUGUCGAAGAUCGGUGUGUUCCGGGCAAAGGAGGAAAGCAUCCUGCGCGGUAGUUUGCGGCACUGAUAAGAGAUAUUUCCAGGCCCAGCAUCUGGACGUGCGGUGCGGUUUUUGGGAUGGGAAUUGCGAGAAAGUAAAGACGCACGAAGCAAAGAAAAAAAUUAGGAAAGGUUGUGAAUAGCAAACGAAGAAAACGAAGAAUAAAAUGUUACAACGUUGAUGGUGAAGCAGGAAGAGACCACUCUAGGAGUACUCGAAAACGGCGCAGUAUCAGUGGAGUGGAAUUAGUGGCGUUAGUGACGCAAAAAAAAACGGAAGCAUUUCCCAGGAACAUCCCAACCGCAGCCACACACAUGUGCCAGCGAAAUUGCCCGAUUUAAUUCAACAAAAGAAAUUGUGAAACAUAUCACCGUAAAACACACACAUCACGCGCAACAGAUGCAUCAUCAAUUGUAAUUGUAAGGAGGAAAACGGCACAUUUUGGCACAGUUUGGUGCUAAUUUUAUGCGACGCAAACUUGACGAAAGGUUUGGUAUUUACUCAGCCAACGAGUCAACAUCAAAGGCUGGUACCGUCCGUGGCGGGCGUUGUCUGAGGCGUACAGCGAUACGGAGCGAUGUGCCGCAGGUGAUCGUACGUUGAUAGAAACGUAACACUCGAUCACUGUCUUCAACAACAACGCUUCAGGAAUAAUUCUACAGGCGAAGAAUCCGCUUCUAACACAUAUCGUACGGUACAGGCGAUUUACUACAUUUAGCCCGGAAAGCACUGCCUGCAACAACAAAAAUGGCGCUGCUCGGUAGACGGAGAUCGUCCUUCCUGAAGCUGGCCGCCCUGUGCGGUGUCGUAUGGUUUAUGGCCGUGUUUGUGCUCUACUCGGACGAUGCGAAUCGGGCCGGCGGCCCGAGCGGUAGCGGCUCAGCGGCAAGCGGUGGCGGAGCGAUCGAGUACGAGACGCCGCGACGACUGCCGCUGGAAGGCAUACGGAACAAGUUCAACCAGUUUAUGGAGAACGCACGGCUGGAUGCAAAUCGGCCGGAUCCGGCCGUGCCCGAGGUGCCGGACGUGAACUUUGUCGAUCACAACCGGGUGGAGGACGGCGACGAGGGGGAGGGAGGUGCGGGAGGCGUCGAUCCGGAUCUGGAUGAGCCGCCGGUGGUGAAGACGGUCAAGGAGGUGCCAUCGAAGCCGAGCCGGCCCCAGUCACACUCGCCGCCCGCCAGUGGUAACGGUGUCGCUGGUGCUCUCGCUCUGCCCGGCGUUAUCGCGCCACCGAGCGACGGACCGGGUGAGCUGGGCAAGCCCGUGGUGCUGCCGAAAGAACUAACGCCGGAGGUGAAAAAGCUGGUCGAUGACGGAUGGGCCAAGAAUGCGUUCAACCAGUACGUGGCGGACAUGAUCUCGAUCCGGCGCACGCUGCCCGAUCCGCGCGACGCGUGGUGCAAGGAGCCGGACCGCUACAUGGACGAUCUGCCGCCGACGUCCGUCAUCAUCUGCUUCCACAACGAGGCGUGGUCGGUGCUGCUGCGUACCGUUCACUCGGUGCUCGACCGUUCGCCGGACCAGCUCGUGAAGGAGGUGAUACUAGUCGAUGAUUUCUCCGACAUGCCUCACACCCAGAAGCAGCUGGAGGACUAUUUCCUCGCCUAUCCGAAGGUGAAGAUCGUGCGUGCUGCCAAACGCGAGGGUCUCAUUCGUGCCCGUCUGCUCGGUGCUCGACAUGCGACGGCACCAGUCCUAACAUAUCUUGACUCUCACUGCGAAUGUACUGUCGGAUGGCUGGAGCCGUUGCUUGAUCGUAUUGCACGCAACUCGACGACGGUCGUCUGUCCCGUGAUCGACGUGAUCGAUGACAACACGAUGGAGUAUCACUACCGCGACUCGGGCGGUGUGAAUGUCGGUGGUUUCGAUUGGAACCUGCAGUUCAACUGGCAUGCCGUACCGGAACGGGAGAAGCGCAAGCACAAGAGCCCAGCGGAACCCGUUUGGUCACCAACGAUGGCGGGCGGCCUGUUUGCGAUCGAUCGUGUAUUCUUCGAACGGCUCGGCACGUACGACUCCGGGUUCGACAUCUGGGGCGGUGAAAAUUUGGAGCUCUCCUUCAAGACGUGGAUGUGUGGCGGUUCGCUCGAGAUUGUGCCCUGUUCGCACGUUGGACACAUCUUCCGGAAACGCUCGCCGUACAAGUGGCGAACGGGUGUGAAUGUGAUCAAGCGCAACUCGGUCCGGCUGGCGGAGGUGUGGAUGGAUGAGUACGCGCAGUACUACUACCAGCGCAUUGGUAACGAUAAGGGGGAUUACGGUGAUGUAAGCUCGCGCAAGAAGCUGCGCGAAGAGCUUGGCUGCAAGUCGUUCCGGUGGUACCUGGACAACAUCUAUCCGGAGCUGUUCGUGCCCGGCGAUGCGGUUGCUUCGGGCGAGGUAAGAAACAUGGGUUACGGUAACCGAACCUGUCUCGAUGCGCCUGGCGGCAAGCGGAACCUGCGGAAACCGGUCGGACUCUACCCGUGCCACAAUCAGGGUGGCAAUCAAAUUCGGAACCAGUGGUCUAAUCUGUGUAUCGAUUCGGCGGCAAAACCCGAGGACAUGCAUUCGCCGAUGGGCCUCUGGCCCUGCCAUCAGGCCGGCGGUAACCAGUACUGGAUGCUGAGCAAAACGGGUGAGAUCCGGCGGGAUGAGGCGUGCCUUGACUACGCGGGCGAUGACGUGGUGCUGUACCCGUGCCACGGUUCCCGGGGCAAUCAGUACUGGAACUACUCGGACCAGUCGCACCUGCUCCGUCACGGCUCGUCCGACAGGUGUUUGGCGAUCAACGAGGCGAAGAACAAGCUGAUCAUGCAAGACUGUAAUGCGGCCGUCGAGGCCCAGCGGUGGUCCUUCCAGAACUACGACGCCAGCAAGCUGUGAGGAGGGGCAGGAGAGGCACACGACUAAGCUCCUUCGGCGCUGUCACCGAAGUCCUCAAUAGAAAGGAGGGGAGAGAGAAAAAGAACUUCCGGUUCCUCAGCAACUAUCAAGCACUAUCGCCAGCAACUUGGAGCUAUCUCAGGAGCUAAUUUCAGGAUUUGCACCAUGAGUCUGACACAGGACUCUCUCUCUCUCUCUCUCUCCUUCCAAACCAUGGACCUAUUUCCAGGGAAACCACACACAGACAACACACGCAGCAUUCCUUUCUUCGUAUGCUUCCUUCAAUCAAUUCCAACCACAUUUACAAUCCCGGGGUCGGGUCGUCGCGACGAGCGAAUCAGCGAAGGAGCGUUUAGGAUUGAUUUUUAAUUAAUGUGAUGUUUUUUUUUAUAUAAAUAUAACUAUGUUAGGGCAAAACAUUGCGGGAUAGAAGCAUAAAAGCCCGUGCUCAACUUGCCAAGUUUGUGCGAGAAAAAACCCGUACUAAAGGGCAACACGUGUGAGUGAAAAUGAGUUUUCUUUUCCCUUCUGUUGUACAUAUUUAAGUAGCAUCGAUGAAUCGCGGCAGAAGCGAAAGCCGACUUGAGAGACUUUUAUUCCAAGUAAAGCAAGGCAUUUUGCACUUGUUUUGUGUGUGUUUCUGUUUGUUUUUUUGUGUAAUUGUUUUAGAUACUUUUGCUGAUUUUGCAUUCUGCAAUAAUUUUCUUCCACUAUCGUAUAGUUGUAAGGCUUUUAGUUUGUAGUGAUUCUAGAGUGAAUUCCCCGCUCGGAUACGUUUUAUUUAAUGUAUAACCUAAUUUGUUUCCUUUUUUUUGUUUGUUUGUUAGUUAGCAGAAACACUUGCAUGUGACUACAAAAUUUAAAGAAAAAAAACAUAUUAUAUUUAAAGAAUUAUGUGACUGCCAUAAAAAAAAAGAAAACAAACUGCAGAGGGAACGCAAAACUCCCUGUUAGCAAUAGAAAGCGCACGAAUACGAAAUGGCGCAAAGUGUGCAAUUGAACGCGAGAGAACAGCAGUGGGAUUGUCCCAACGAAAACGGAAUAGUUUAAUAGUAGUGAAGAAGAAGAAAAAGAAGAAGAAGAAGAAGAAGAAGAAGAAGAAGAAGAAGAAGAAGAAGAAAAAAGAAGAAGAAGAAGAAGAAGAAGAAGAAGAAAAAGAAGAAGAAGAAGAAGAAGAAAAAGAAGAAGAAGAAGAAAAAGAAAAAGAAGAAGAAGAAGAAGAAGAAGAAGAAGAAAAAGAAGAGGAAUAGUGGAAUGUUUGAAAAACGGCAAGGUGAAGCUCCAGCUCCUAGCAAGAACAGACACAAUGCAAACAAUCGUCAAGACUUAGGUACAGAAAGAUUUCAAACACCGGUUGAGAAAAAAACAACACUACAAAAACACACAUUAAUGAACCAAUUCUCAAUGAAUGCAACAAUUGCACAACAACAACAACAAAAAACAGGGCAAAUCAACUACAGACCGAUCGAACGACAAUCUUUACAAGAAAACGAACACAAAACUCCAACAGUAACAGCAGGAAACGACACCAUACUGAUCCACUGGGCUUGUGUUGUUUGUAUGUGAAUUCAUUGUUCUUCACAGCUUCCGAGGAAGUACAACAAAUUUGCUCAAAAUUAACAGAAACAAUAGUUUCUUUCCAUUUCAUGCUGGUACUCGUUUGUACAGAAGAAAAAGAAGAAGAAGAAGUAGAAGAAGAAGAAGAAGAAGAAGAAGAAGAAGAAGAAGAAGAAGAAGAAGAAGAAGAAGAAGAAGAAGAAGAAGAAGAAGAAGAAGAAGAAGAAGAAAAGCCGUUUCAAGAGACAAUGUUAAGGAAUGUGUCAGAAGAGUAGAUAAAACAAGUAGAAACGAGUAAGAAAGUGAUUUAUUUUAUGUAAAAUACACACACAUAUCAAAGAGGAGGGAUAAAUGCAAAUGAAUGAACCCAAUAUCUCCUCAAAAGCUGACGAUCGUGAAGCGUAAAACGACAACCAUUCCAAUGUUUUUAAAACGUAAACCCCGAUAUCAAAAGAAUAAUUAAACCCUUCGUUAGUAGAGAGCCUCGUCACACACGUGCUCGUCACAUAUCGUCAAAUUAUAACACACAGUAGAGAAGAGAGAAAACAAACCUCCUGUAUAUCAAUGUUAACGUCUGCAAAACCGAACGAACUUCUCUCCCAUCAUCAUUCCUCAACCAUCAUAUCGAGAUUGGUUCUCGUUUCAUAGAAUGAACCGUUUAGCAAUAAUCAAUCAACGAACGAAGCUGCUGCAACAAAACAAACUCUUCCAUUGAUCCAUAUCCUUAUACACCUGACACCUUGUGUGGUUUGUUUUUAUUUACAUCCUACGAUGUAGUUUUGGGUCAAAAUAGUUACACAAACUUUACAAUGUUUUUUCCCCACUAAAAAGAAAGAAGCGUUAUCAAACUGUUAGUUUUGCUUCCAGUUAUCUUGCUCUGUAGUAUUGUUCAGCUGCAUGAGAAGCACGUGUGUGUGUAUGUGUAUGUGUAUGUGUAUGUGUGCAGUACAGUUAGAUAUGUAAAAAACCCAACAAAAUCGACACAUUGCCCCAUAGCAAACUAUAUGAAAAGCGAAGAAACGAGCCCGUUUCUCUACAUGUGCCUUUUUAAAAUUCAUGCAUUACGCACCUACAAGUGGGGCAGUGAACACACUGAACGGAUACUACUGUAUCGGAAUGCGUCUGGGGGUCGGUGCAACCUAAUCUCUGUAGUCUCUU